Procambarus clarkii (red swamp crayfish) is the source of this 3554-nucleotide messenger RNA. RefSeq names its product oxygen-dependent coproporphyrinogen-III oxidase (gene Coprox). Gene Ontology annotation, molecular function: coproporphyrinogen oxidase activity. The record is from RefSeq and is a predicted model, not a curated record. Lineage: Eukaryota; Metazoa; Arthropoda; Malacostraca; Decapoda; Cambaridae. Gene Ontology annotation, cellular component: cytoplasm.
UAUAGGUGUAGGUAAAAACGGGUUAUGUUAUAAGGAAGACGACGGAACUCAGUGGAAGAUUUUCUCUCUUGGAGGAGACUUUCUACUGUGUGGCAAUUGACGUUUCCACGACUGAGGAACGUCUUAAGGCGCACGUAUGCACCAUGUGAGAGGACACCCAGCCGGCCUCCUGCAACUCUCCACAUUGCAAGACCUACCAUAAGGGGGACUAUAUUUUGGAGGCGUGGGAUAGAUAUAUGACGUAAAAAAUCAUUCGUGAGGAGGAGCUCAUAUAAGGGUAAUGGCAUCCAACAUUAUUAGAGGUGCUGUCCGUGUCUUCGGAACCGUGGCAGCCGUCCAGACACCAAGAGCAGCAAAAAGCAGCAGGUACAUAACAGCAACACUGUUUGCAUCAGGAGGAGUUUUCCUUUACUCGUCUUAUAGUAGACGUGUUGACGCUGCCCAGAAAUGUGCUACCUUAGAUACCUCUUCUUUCAUGGCAGAACCUGUUACAGAGCUGAGUAUUUUAGAGGGAAACCCAAAUGAUAUGAAAACUAAGAUGGAAUUGCUUAUUAUGAGAAUUCAGUCAGAGUUUUGCCAUGCAUUAGAGCAAGAGGAUGGGAAACAGACAAAGUUCACUGUUGAUAGAUGGAGGCGUCACAAUCCCAGCGAAGGUGGAGGUAUCACCUGUGUCCUGCAGGAUUCCGAGACGUUUGAGAAGGCUGGUGUAAACAUCACAGUUAUGUCAGCCCCGCUCUCUAAACAGCUGCAAGCUAGUAUGAGGGCAAGAGGUAAAGAACUGCCCGAAGACAAGCAGUUUACAUUCUUCGCUGCUGGGAUUAGUUCUGUGAUACAUCCUCGCAACCCUCAUGUUCCCACCAUUCAUUUUAACUAUAGAUACUUCGAAAUGCAAGAUGAGGAUGGAAACAAUAAGCAUUGGUGGUUUGGAGGUGGCACAGACCUGACCCCAUAUUACCUCAAUGAGGGUGACGUAAAGCACUUUCACAGUGCCCUAAAAUCAGCAUGUGACCGCCAUGAUCCUCAGUACUAUCCAAAUUAUAAGAAGUGGUGUGAUGACUACUUCCACAUCCAGUAUAGGGGAGAGAGACGAGGUGUUGGCGGUAUUUUCUUUGAUGAUUUAGAAGCUGACAAUCCUGGUGAUGUGUUUAAUUUUGUAAAGGACUGUGCAGAGGCUGUAAUUCCCUCAUAUAUUCCUUUGGUGAAAAAACACAAAAAUGAUGCAGUCUCAGAGGCAGAACGACGAUGGCAGUUAUUGCGACGAGGCCGCUAUGUAGAGUUCAAUCUAGUAUAUGACCGUGGGACCAAGUUUGGGUUUGCAACACCACAUGCUCGUAUUGAAAGUAUACUCAUGUCUCUUCCCCUAACGGCGCGAUGGGAAUACAUGCACCAACCAGAUCCAGGCUCACCAGAGUUCAAGAUAACGGAGGUCUUAAAAAAUCCACGAGAUUGGGUAUAAUAUUAGAUGAGAAUUUUUGAGACAAUGAUUGUGCCCAUCUUGAAAGCGUUUUUUAUUAUAAUAGGAAUUUAUAAUUAGUUGCAUGGGAAAGAUAGGCAAUUAAUGAAGUAUCAUUUAUUAGAAAAAAUUCUGAUUUACUAUAUAGUUAAAAACCAAGACAUGACUUGAAUUAUUUUAAAUAUUUUUGUUUUUAUUUUGGGAUAAAUUAAAAAUUUUAUAUAAAAUUUAUGGUGUGCUUUAUCUUAUAAAUUGUGCAUUUGGUUGAUGAGAGUUUAACCAGUGUUUUAGUAGAUGAAUAAUUAUUUGUGUUUGAUAAAUUGUAACUCGGAGAAAACAUAUGGAGUAAAAUGUAACUUCUUGUAAACUAAAAUGUAUAGCCGUUUAUGUCCUCGACUUACAGUGGAGGAUCCCAGAUUUAAUCCUUGAGCAGGAGCAAAAUGAUCCUCCCCCCCUCCCCCACCCCCCCUGACAAUUCACCUGUGUUCAUCUAAUAGUAAUUAUGCAUCUUGGAAUUAGGCGAUUGUUGCUAGUUGCAUCCUGGGUAAGGUUAGUAGUUGGCCUAGGGUGGCCUUGAUAAGCAUAAGUACUGUACAAGCUUCCUGUUCCCAACAAUGGGAGUUAUUUAUUGAUCAUCUGGGAACAGAUUUAAGUCUUAAACACUAUUGACUUGAGAAAUGUACUUAAAUUCUAAAGACAUUCCGGAAUUUUACUUUUAUUCAGCAUUGAUAUUUGCUGUAUUACACAAUGUAAAUAUAAUUUUAUUAUAAUUAAACUCAGAGCUGAUUAAUGGCAUUCUUAUUUAGUGCAUGAAUAUUGUGAAGUGCCAUCCUUAUUAAUUAAUAUUGUGUAAAAUGACAAUUGGCAGCAAGGCAUGUGAAAAAUUAGCUUAAAAGUGUGUGAGCAAUAUUUAGUACCCUUUGAAUAUCUUGCUAUGCAGUGGUAGAUAGUCUUCUUGGCUUGGUGCCUCCUGAUACUUAAUUGGUAAACCAAAAUGGUAACUUUAUCAUUAAACUACGGCUCUUGUUAUGUGUUGACCUGUGUGAGGAUUGUCAUCUAACGACGGUGACCGUCGUGUGAGCUGUCAUGUGAGGAUUGCAUUUUUGUGGUGGUUUUCAACCUUUAAACUGCUUGGCUAAUUAGAAGUCCUACAUCGUCUAUUCUAUAGCCUACAUUGUGAUGCACUUGACAAAAUAGUUCACAAAACUAAUGUAAAAACAGUUGCUGUCACAAAUUAGCUCAGUACCAAAAUGGAAACAAUGGAAGAUGCACUUUCUUGAGUCGCUGGUUUAUCACUGUGUGAUAAUUUGCAGUUCACCAUACCAACAUUGAUGUAAAUACAGUACAGGUACUGUAUUUGAUUUGAUUUCCUUUUGCAUAGGCCUACAGAUCUAUCAUAUCAAAUUUAGUUUUAUUCCAUCACCUAUCAUGUAAUGAUGACUGAUGCCAGUAAUAAUGGUGACAAAUGUGCUUACUAACAUAAAUAUAUUUACCUGAAUAUUACUACACUUACUUUUACAUACAGAUCUAAUAUUUCAUAAUAAAAAUGCAAAUUAUGGUAAUUAUUUUGUUUGAGAAAAGUGUUGUUUAUACUACAGUAUAAGUUACAAGAUGCUCCAGGUAGUGUUAAAAUUUUAAAUUACUCUUUGGUGAAUAUAUAUUGUUGUAUAUAUGAAUGUUUGUAUGGUACUUAUGGAGGAUAGUAUAGUACAGUGAUCUAUUAUUUGUAUCAGAUAUUUGUAGUACAGUGACAGAUCUAUUAUAUGCAGUUAAAUAUCUGUAGUUCAGUGAUGGAUCUAUUAUAUGCAGUUAUGUAUCUAUAGUACAGUGACAGAUCUAUUACAUUCAGAUGGCUAUAGUAUAGCCAUUUGCAUAAGGACCUAUUAUAUGGCAGUCAAAUAGCUGUCACAGCCAAGACAGUUAAUAACUAGAUUAACAACAACAUUAUAAAUAAGUACCUAAAACAACCAAAUAUUUAUAAUUUGACUUUGAUAUUUCUCCUUGUUGCAUGACAGUGAUGCCGACAGCCCUUGCUUUGCAUCAAGGUUAUGUACCUGUGUUAAAAAAUGCACAAAUAAAAAUAAAAUUUGAUGGAAAGAUA